Neoarthrinium moseri is the source of this 1410-nucleotide messenger RNA. RefSeq lists its product as uncharacterized. Gene Ontology annotation, molecular function: protein binding. The record is from RefSeq and is a predicted model, not a curated record. NCBI's taxonomy places the organism in Eukaryota, Fungi, Ascomycota, Sordariomycetes, Amphisphaeriales, Apiosporaceae. The coding region runs from base 1 to 1410 and encodes 469 amino acids. The transcript has a single exon.
AUGGCGAAUUUCACGCACCUACCCACCGAACUGGUUCUCGAGAUCGCCAACUGUCUUGACAAGUGUGGUGACUGGGCAAGGCUGGCAGCUGUCUGCCGUAGCUUCAACGUUUUUUUCGGAGGGCUACUAUGGGAUCAACUAAGAGGAGAAGACCUGCAACGACUUCUUUGCUGGGCCGUUACGUCCGGGAAUAUCUCUGUGGCUCAGAGAGUCCUCUCGAUGCAAGUACAUCCGAAUUUCACGAUCCACAGCUGGUCCAAUUUGUAUCGCAACGAAUUGCUAUUUCCAAGCCAGCCCGACAGCAGCCUCGAAGAUCGGUUUGCACGGGCCCACCUGGAUGUAUGGCGCUGCGGCUUAAGCGGACUUUCAUUCGCCCCCUACGGCCUUUUUACGUGGACUCCGUUACACCUUGCUUCUAUGAAUGGAUCGCACGACCUUGUUGAUCUUCUUAUAAGGCAUGGUGCCCAAAUUGACGCUAUUUGCAAUGCAUACUGCGACUGUCAUCCGGACGAUGGAGCAUGGAGUAUCAGCUGGGCGGCAAACAAUUGCUUGACCUCGCCAUUACAGACAGCACUACACCUAGGCAGAGAGUCUACAGCAAACUUGCUUCUACUCCGAGGCGCUUCGCUCAAUCCGUCCGCGGAUGGAGGGAUCACGGGGAAGCCACCUUUGCAUCUUGCGGCCCAAUAUGGGCUACUCAGUGUUUUGAAGACCAUCCUUAAUCAAUUCCCUGGAUUCGAUGUCAACCAGCAAGACAGAUUGGGUCACACGGCAUUGGUGUACGCUUUCUUCGGCAGAAAAUGGGCUUGCUUCUGGUUUCUUCUCAAGAAAGGUGCUGAUAUUAAAGUUCGAGUUCAGUCGCACGAGGAUUACAAGGAGAUGACUGGGAAGGACCGGAUGUCCCUUCUUGAAAGCGCUUGCGUGCUUGGUUGGUAUGAUAUUGCUGUACAACUCAUUGAAACAGGAGUCGACGUUCCCAAGACAAGCCCGUUUUUGCACGCUUGUAUGGCUCGAUACACAUUCGCUCCAUACCCAUAUGCAUUCAGAUUCGUUUCGAGCCCGGAGUAUGACAGUUCGCUAAGCAUUCUGAUCGAGACACUAGUUCUGAACGGCGCAGACUUGAAUCAACCUUUGUCAAGAAUUGGCACGCCUCUAUAUAUGUCUGUGCAGAUUGGAGCCCUGGAAGUCACUGAGGCAUUGCUGAAGGCCGGAGCAGACAUUGACGCCAAGACGGGCACAGGCAAAACACUUCUUGACGCAGUAUGCCACGCAAAACCCUGCUUCGCCAUGUUCAAGCUUCUACUAAGCAGAGGUGCACUGAAGACGUCUGAUUUCCUGAAAAUUUCGUCCUUAAUCAAGAUUUGUAAGCACCUAUUCCAGGCCCUUUGUCAGAAGACGUCAAAGGUCUGA